Cooperia oncophora is the source of this 656-nucleotide messenger RNA. The record is from the annotation of a GenBank genome assembly. Lineage: Eukaryota; Metazoa; Nematoda; Chromadorea; Rhabditida; Trichostrongylidae.
GGCAACCCGUGGCUGAGGGUGAAUAUUUAUCAUCUGUUACCGACAUCAAAUUAAACGACGAGUUUAUCUGUGCGGUGAUGGAAGGCAAGGCUAGGCUUCAUCGGAUCCUCAACUCCGAGUCAGGACCCGCGAUGACUUUCCCGGAACCGGCGAGAAAUUCUCGACUACUUGCAGCAGCGCUUUCAAAUCACUUUCUUGUCUUUCAGUACAGAGUGAUAUAUCGCAUACAAACCGCCAUAUCGACAGACUUUGCCCACACAGAUCAGGAGGGACUGCGGGUCGCCAUUUUUGACGAAAGGGCUCAAACAUGGGUUUAUAGUCCUGUGGACGACUCUAUGCACAAGUUACCGGCUGUCGGUUCUGCUAUACAUUACAAAGCGGCACUGUGGGAAACAUUCACUAUCGACCGAGACACAUUUGUUGUCUACGACAACUCCAACAUCUACGUCUACUUGCUGAAUCGAAGCCCUAUAGAAGAUGAGUCCGUAAUUUACGUUGGCAGUACCAAGCUCCCUUACGCUCACGCACCGCUUAUGCUUAGCAAGCAAGAGGACAAGAAGACGAAACAUGGACAUAACAAUAGCACGAACGGAUCGAAGUCAGCUGAGACCAGGAAAUCAAUUCUAACAUUCAUAUUUAUACCGAAAAAUACCUAA